Messenger RNA from Camelina sativa (false flax), 1124 nucleotides. RefSeq lists its product as uncharacterized. The record is from RefSeq and is a predicted model, not a curated record. NCBI's taxonomy places the organism in Eukaryota, Viridiplantae, Streptophyta, Magnoliopsida, Brassicales, Brassicaceae. Gene Ontology annotation, molecular function: aminoacyl-tRNA deacylase activity.
GUUGUAUUAUUAGCAGAGCACUAAACGGGCCCAUACCACAAGUUAUAUUGGGCCGAUGUGGAAUCGCGUCGGCAACUCAGAAUUAGUAAACUAUACGACAUAUGAUUACAGCUGAUUACGAACGAAAACAAUCCUUAGCUAGCUGCGGCGACGAUCGGAAAAUUCGAAAUGGAAGACGGAGAAGGUAUGAAUGCUGCUGCGGCGGAGCUUGAAAGACUCCAAAUUGAUAUUCUCCGUAGAAUCUCCCUUCUCGAGAGCAAUGUUCUCCCACAGAGUUCCUCUUCGGCGGCUCCGUCGCCUUCUCUACCGGUUGAUGAAAACGAAACUGUGGCUCGCCUAUCCUCCAUUCUUCGGUUCGGCGGCGUUAAAGACUUCUGCUUCAAGAGAGUAGCUCGAGAUUACUACGACUGGCCUCUUGAAUCUCGCCGCGACGUUCUCGGCGCUUCCUCAGUUGACCAUCUCUGCAAGAGCAUUGUUCUGGUUAAUACUCAAGCUUCAUCGGACAUUGUGGAUUGCAGUGAUCGAAACAACUCAAAAUACUAUGUGGUUGUGGUUCAGUAUACAGCCAGAUUCAAUGCCGAAGCAGUAAAGCAGUUUCUUUAUUCACUAAAUGAGGGAAAGAUCCCAAAGAAAAGAUUUAACUUGAGACUUGCUCCUGAGGAGACGUCGAUUAAAUUGACAGGGUUUGAGCACAAUGCGGUAACCUGUAUAGGUAUGAAGACAAACAUACCGGUGAUAUUGGAUGAGGCCGUAGCCAAACUUAAACCAGACUUCUUCUGGUUGGGUGGUGGAGAAAUCGAUCUGAAGCUCGGUGUCAGAACAUCUGAAUUCCUUGAAUUUGUCAAACCUUUCAUAGUUCCUUGUAGCUGAAACCAAGAAUAUUUGUAACACUAUUUUUUUUCUCCCUGUUAUCAAAUGUUACGCUUAGCUUAAGAUUUUAGCUUCAAUGAGGUUUGUACCUCCCACACACAUUGGUAUACUUUGUAAUGAUACUUGGGCUACCUGCUAAUUGGAGCUAAAUGGCGGUAAAGAGACCUGAGUCUACAUACCUAUUAGAGUUUAGUUGCUGUAUUUAAGAUCUCUUGUACGGUAUAUUUAAGCUUAAUGAUGGAGUUUCACAGUUC